Messenger RNA from Homalodisca vitripennis (glassy-winged sharpshooter), 1439 nucleotides. Its product is annotated as snRNA-activating protein complex subunit 1-like. Bases 288 to 1283 code for a protein of 331 amino acids. NCBI's taxonomy places the organism in Eukaryota, Metazoa, Arthropoda, Insecta, Hemiptera, Cicadellidae. Gene Ontology annotation, biological process: snRNA transcription by RNA polymerase III; snRNA transcription by RNA polymerase II. The record is from RefSeq and is a predicted model, not a curated record. Gene Ontology annotation, cellular component: snRNA-activating protein complex. The transcript has 7 exons. Gene Ontology annotation, molecular function: sequence-specific DNA binding.
UUCAGCUGUUGCCUGUUUGUGUUUAUUACGAAGGCCUAUGUGAAUGUGUUUGAUUUUAGUGAAAUUUAUUAUUUUUAUUUCAUUUAUUUGGCGUAGUGAAUUAAUUGCUUAACUCACGUUAGGGUUGAACCAAGGGGUUGAUGUCUGAAUCGUGAAUGGUAGCUACAGUGGUGAAUGUUGUUAUACUUCAAUUCUAUAUUUUGUUAUGCACUUUUUAUAAAUUAAGAGUUGUUUACUCUUUCAAGUUAUUUUUCGGAUAGAAAUUGCUGCAAGUAUUGUUUAUAAAUAUGGUUGUUCCAUUAAAUCAAGUUUAUACUAAAAUGGUAACUGAUUUUAGGAAUGACUGUGAGAAUUUGAUUGACAAAUUUAAAGAGAAACUCUCAGAUGAUUUCAGAGAUUUUGUUCCACUGUGGAAAUCAUUUAAAUUUAACCUGGUCUAUGAAAAGUACUCAAAAUUUGGAUUGAACUAUGAUUUCAAAGAAGAUUCUCUACAAAUAGCUAAAACCAUCAUGUUGAAUGAUUACUUUGUGGGUGGUAUAUUCUUGCUCUAUGGACUUUACUUUGUGCAGGAAGAUCCCAAGGCCAGUAUUCGAUUAGAACUUUAUGAAUACGAGAAACUUCUGAAAUUAAUAAAAGAUGAGAGAAAAACUCUGAUUGACACAUGUCAGCCUGGGUAUCUGUUUGCCAAAUUGUUGAAAAACAACGCCUUUGCUUUUGUCAGGUUUUCUCGUGAUUUCAGCAUGGAGGGCCAGAAUCGCUCUCGUGUGAUCUUCAGUGGUCAACCAAUUGUAAUGAAUGAAGUAAAAACUUUCGAUGAUAAAAGUUGGCUUCAAGGCUUUCUGAGCAAAAUUGACUUUAUCCAAGAUUUAAAGAAGGUUGAACAGGACUAUUUUAAGAAAAAACAAAAGCUGAAAGAUGAUCAUCCAGAAUUGAACUUGGCAUUGGACAUGAUGCCUGAUGACAUAGUUGAUGGCAUGAUGAAGAACUUGGUACAACCUUUAAGUCAAGAAAAGAAUAAUGAAAAAACUGAAAGCAUCGGUUCCAGACGUAAGAUGCUGAAAGGACGGAGAAUGAAGAUCAGACAUCGAUAUGCAGGCAACUUAUUAGAAACUCAAUCGUCAGCAAUAACACCGUCUCUUCCAGUCAGAGAGAUGAAAAGGAAGGGAGCACCUAGGGGUAAGGUGAAGCACUACUUCAAAUCGUUGGUGAAUGACCCGUCUGAAAGUGACGAAUCCAUCAACUCUGAAACUGAUGACUGUUUACUGAACUUACCUGACAUUUAAGCAGUAUUGAUGAUUUGUGAUAUAUUACAAUUUAAACUGUAUAAAAGACUGAGUAACUAUAACAUUAUCUUAUUUUUUGUGUGUUACGUAUGAAGCUUGUUUAUACUGUUGCUACUGUAUUGUAAUGUUGAUUUAUAAAUAAAAAAAAUAUUUUAA